This is a messenger RNA of Orbilia oligospora ATCC 24927, 1101 nucleotides long. RefSeq lists its product as uncharacterized. The transcript has 3 exons. Gene Ontology annotation, cellular component: Golgi apparatus. The record is from RefSeq and is a predicted model, not a curated record. Lineage: Eukaryota; Fungi; Ascomycota; Orbiliomycetes; Orbiliales; Orbiliaceae. Bases 1 to 1101 code for a protein of 366 amino acids.
AUGGACCAGGGCCUUUAUGGCUCUGGUCCUCUUAGAGGCUGCCAUAGUCCUUACUUUCGAAUGGUGAGACUUCCCCUAUUAACACUGAUGCCGACAGGCUGUCUUAAAUUGCAGGGGCUGACGGCUAGUAGCUACAUCUUCGGAAGAUUCCAGGCGACGAUACCUAACGGCGUUAGAGACGACCGAGGUGUUGUAACCGACAACAGAAGACCUAUUACAACAUAUCUCACACUAUUCAUCUUUGCAUGGCUAUUCCAAUUCGUUUUGGUCUAUGAUGCCCUCCGGCUCAAGAACACUAUUCAGGUCUUCGGCCUUUGCAUUUUCAACGCCCUUAUGCUGCUUUACUCUGCCAUUCAAAUCGACCAAAUUCGAGAAGCCGUAGAAACAGCAUCCGGCGGAAAUACUCCGGACAACCCGAACAACUAUGACCCCAAAAGGCUAUGGAGGGUCAUCUAUCCAUUCCUCAUCGCGAUUCCCGUUGUCAUUGGUGUUAUCACUGCGUUCAUGAGCUUUGUCGCCUGGAAGCUGCACGACGAAUUUGCUUGGACGAUCUAUAAGCAUAUCUCGGCUGACCUAAGAAUGAAACGCCGAUAUCUCAUUUUCCAGAUUUAUAUCGCUCUUUUGAAGUUCGACUUUUUCUUCUUCCUUGGGUUCACAAUCCAGUUUCUGGUUAUCUUACUCACCAAGAAUGAUAUCGAGUUCAUCUUGACAAUCGUCGUUAUUCCGGUCACGAUUCUUAUCCUCCUUGCUGCUUCUUGGUUCACUAGAAGGGAGAACAAGAUUGGCGCCACUUUCGUCAUUAUUCUCUACUUCGGUGGUCUCUCCUACUUUCUGUUUAAGCUCGUCCGCAUGUAUCACGGCGACAAAGUCAGCUUCUACCUCAUCGCACGUCGUUCCCUCACCAUCUUUGCCAUCAUUACAGUCAUUCUUCUCAUCAUCACCAUCGGCGUGGCCAUCCAGUGCAUGCUCAACUUUGAUAAGGGACUCAAGCAACACGUCAACCGGAGGAAACCUACGGAUCCGGAAGACAAGCAUCAAAUGCAGGAUUUCAACUCAGGGACAAACCAAAUCAAUCCGCCCCCACGGAUGGAGAUCGAUUAA